This is a messenger RNA of Bursaphelenchus okinawaensis, 2277 nucleotides long. Lineage: Eukaryota; Metazoa; Nematoda; Chromadorea; Rhabditida; Aphelenchoididae. The record is from the annotation of a GenBank genome assembly.
AUGUCUUUGGAUCAAAGACAAGGAACAACAAGGAAAAGGUAAGUUUCUGUGGGUUUGUAAAUUUAAUAUGUUUUCUGUUAUGUUUUUAAGUGUUUUUGCCACUUUUUAAUGAUUUUCAUUGUUUUAGUUCUUUUCAGUACGUAUCCCAACAAUUAUGUUAUCAUAACUAUGAUCAGCCUUGUUCGUCCACUUCGUUUGAUAAGUCCAAAAGUGCCUCAAACAUAGGAGAAUUGUUUAAAAUGGGAGAAAGGUAAGUUAAUAUUGUAUUUUAAUAUUUGAAUGUCUAGGGAAGGAUUUAAUCGAUCGCUACAGCGACUAAAGUGCAGAAGUAUAGAACAUGAAGCAGAUUUUAAUCGAAGACAAAGUCGCACUUCUAUUUCCUCUUUGAGCUCACUUAUUGAUGGAAUAAAAUCAAAGUUAUCUUUGGAAGGACUGAGGACUCAUGUUGAUGUACCUCCAGAGAUUCAGGACUUUCCUGGUGAGUUUGCAUGUGUAAAGCGGCAUUGAUAAGCUUUUUUGUCAAAAACUUGUUUAAUUAAAAUAUUUGAGAUACUUUCAUAUUUUUUAGUUGGUUUCUAACUUAAAAACUAGAUUUUACAAUAUUUUGUUAAUUUGAUUAUUUUAGUUGUUCCACACCGAGCGAAUGAGCUCUGCAGUAUAAUAUGGGACAGAUAUGAAGAUCCUGAUGAAGUGUUUUCUUCUAAGUUCAAUAUUGAUGUAACUAGAAAAGAUUUAAUGACUUUGGCACCAGGAACAUGGCUAAAUGAUGAAAUUGUAAAUUUUUACUUUUCUCUGAUUGCUGAGCGAUCAAAGACAAGCAAAAUAUAUCCUAAGGUAUGGUUUAUGAAGUGGAGUAUCUUUUUGAAUUUUAAUGAACUUUUCAAACAUUAUUUUUAAAAAGGUUUUUUGCUCGAAAGGAAACAAUAUAUUAAGAAUGUAGAAUAUAACAUAGCACCUAAGUAUUACUUUUAUUUUCCAGGUUUACUGCUUUAACACGUUUUUCUUUCCAACGUUGUGUAGAAGAGGAUACGAUGGGAUUAAGCGGUGGACGAAGAAUGUGAAUAUAUUUGAAAACGAUUUAGUUAUAUUUCCUAUUCAUUUAGGAUGUCAUUGGUGCUUGGCUGUAAGUUUUUAUAUUAUUUUGUUUUUAGAAAAUUUUUUUUUUAUAAGCGUAUAAAGUUAUUUCGUAUUUUGCAUUACUUUCGUUAUUAUUAGAAGGCAGUGUUUAUUGUUAAAGUUUAGUUUAAGGGGCUAUUUUAGAAAUGUUAGUCUUUCGCAUAUUUUACUGUUAUUUAAUACCUUGUACUUAAAACACUAAAAUUUUGUGGCAUUUUUGCUAAGAAAGUAAAUAAAUGUGUUUUUAGGCAUACGACUGCAAUACGACUACUUUACGGUUUCUAGAUUCUAUGGGUUCGGACGGGUUUCAACAUUUAAAAGUUUUACGGUAUGUUUUUAUUCCUUUGGUGCAAUAAUUGAAGCGGGUAAAUUUACACUUUCGCUGAAAAAAAUGCAAAUGUUAUUUUAAUAAUAAGGUCAACACAUUCUUAUUGCUUGUUGAUUGCAAUGAUACUGCACAUACUAUAAGUUUUUGGUUUUCGAACACUUAGAUUAACACGUGCGGCUUUUAUUUGUCUUCAAAUGUGUGGUGUUUGUUUUGAGAACGAGGUGUUGGGGGUGUUGUUGUUCAUGCUAAAAGGAAUUUGUUUUUGACGAAAGAAAAGAGACUUUUUUGCAUUUUUUGACGUUAGUUAUAGCCAAUUUUGGGGGUAAAUGGUAAAUAUCUUUUUGAAGUAAAAUCUUAUUGUGUUUUUUUUUAAGUUUUAGGACGUGUCACUCUUUUUUACUUAAAAUGAGUUUCAUCGAAUGAUUUAUUUUUUAAUGCUUUUUGGUGUAUAUUACUAUUAGUAACUAAUUUUGAGUUUUCAGGGAUUAUAUCGUCAACGAGUAUCGAGUAAAAUGUCCAGAACAUCGUUUAUCAGCGGAUAGUAUCAUAUUGAUCAGUAAAGAAGUAAGUUUUGUUAUUAUUACUAGUCGGAUAAAAUUUAAAAUACGUUUUUUUCUAAAAAAUCCUUUUUUCUUCCGAUUAUAAACUCAAAAUUGUGUAAACGCGUUUUAAAGGACGUCCCGUUACAAAAGAAUGGCUUCGAUUGCGGCGUUUUCACCUGUCGGAUGGGCGAAUACGUCUCGCGCCGCGCCACAUUAAACUUCAGCCAACGACACAUGCCCGAAUUCCGACGACGAAUCCUGUACGAAAUUGUCGAACAGACAUUAAUUUGA